AUCCAAAAGCCAAAAAAAAAAAAAUCAAAUCUUGAAAUGCUCUGAAAACAUGAACACUCUUCCCGUCGUCUCUCUCACACCUUGUUCUUCCUUCUUCAAAUUCUUCCAUUUUCCUUCUCUGCACCUUUCUCUCUCUCAUUCCCCAAACUUCUGUUUCACCAAAUCCCUAAUCCUCAAUCCAAACCAACUCUCCUUCAAAUCCUCCUUAAAUUCUCUCUCACCGUCGCAGUCUCAGCUCUCCGAGGAGUACGAGGAAGACGACGACGACGAAGAAGAAGAAGAAGAAGAAGAAGAAGACGAAGAUGACGAUGACGACGAAGCUGCAGACGAAUACGAGAAUAUAUCCGAUGAAAUUGGUAAUAGCGACGACGAUGAAGAAACCGAGUUCUCGGUGGAUUUACCAACGGAGGAAUCAGCUCGGGAACGAGUCGAGUUCCGGUGGCAGAGAGUUGAGAAGCUUCGUAGUCUUGUUCGAGAUUUUGGUGUUGAGAUGAUUGAUAUCGAUGAACUCAUUUCCAUCUACGAUUUUCGAAUCGACAAGUUUCAGAGAUUGGCUAUUGAAGCUUUUCUUAGAGGUUCUUCUGUUGUGGUUUCUGCUCCAACGAGUAGUGGGAAGACUUUGAUUGCUGAAGCAGCUGCUGUUGCUACGGUGGCUAAAGGUCGUCGGUUGUUCUAUACUACACCGCUUAAAGCACUCUCUAAUCAGAAGUUUCGUGAGUUUAGGGAGACAUUUGGCGACGAUAAUGUUGGUCUACUCACAGGUGACUCUGCUAUCAAUAAGGAUGCUCAGAUUGUGAUCAUGACUACAGAGAUUCUUCGGAAUAUGUUGUAUCAAAGUGUUGGAAUGGCUUCUUCAGGGACUGGACUUUUUCAUGUUGAUGCUAUUGUUUUGGAUGAGGUUCAUUAUUUGAGUGACAUUUCUAGGGGAACUGUGUGGGAGGAGACUGUCAUUUAUUGCCCAAAGGAGGUUCAACUUAUAUGCUUAUCAGCUACAGUUGCAAAUCCAGAUGAAUUAGCUGGUUGGAUUGGUGAGAUACACGGUAAAACUGAGUUGGUAACAUCUACAAGACGCCCAGUUCCAUUAACUUGGUUCUUCUCAACAAAACAUUCUUUAUUACCUCUGCUUGAUGAGAAAGGGACAAAUGUUAAUAGGAAGCUGUCUCUCAAUUAUUUGCAACUGUCUGCCUCAGAAGCUAGAUUCCGUGAUGAUGAUGACGGGUACAGGAAAAGGAGGUCAAAAAAGAGAGUAGGUGAUACCAGCUACAACAGCCUUGUGAACAUUACUGAUUAUCCUCUUUCAAAGAAUGAGAUAAACAAGAUUCGCCGAUCACAGGUACCUCAAAUUAGCGACACAUUAUGGCAUCUCCAGGGGAAAGAUAUGUUACCAGCUAUAUGGUUCAUUUUCAACCGUAGAGGAUGUGAUGCAGCUGUACAGUAUGUUGAAAACUUUCAGCUUUUAGAUGAUUGCGAGAAGAGUGAGGUUGAGUUGGCAUUGAAGAAGUUUCGCGUUCUUUAUCCAGAUGCAGUGAGAGAGAGUGCAGAGAAAGGACUGCUUAGGGGAAUUGCUGCUCAUCAUGCAGGUUGUCUACCUCUUUGGAAAUCUUUCAUUGAGGAACUGUUUCAGCGAGGACUUGUUAAGGUUGUCUUUGCUACUGAGACACUUGCUGCUGGAAUAAACAUGCCGGCUAGAACGGCUGUUAUCUCGUCUCUAACAAAAAAGGCUGGUAAUGAACGAAUACAGUUGGGUCCUAACGAAUUGUUCCAGAUGGCUGGACGUGCUGGACGCAGAGGCAUUGAUGAAAAGGGCUACACUGUGCUGGUUCAGACUGCUUUUGAAGGUGCCGAAGAGUGCUGCAAACUUGUCUUUGCUGGAGUUAAACCUCUCGUGUCACAAUUUACUGCUUCAUAUGGCAUGGUACUGAAUCUGGUAGCUGGUUCAAAAGUUACUCGUAAAUCAAGUGGAACUGAGGCCGGGAAAGUCUUACAAGCAGGGAGAAGUCUGGAAGAAGCCAAGAAAUUAGUUGAGAAGAGUUUUGGAAACUAUGUGAGCAGCAAUGUGACGGUUGCUGCGAAGGAGGAACUUGCUGAAAUCGACAAGAAGAUCGAGAUUCUGUCAUCUGAAAUAAGCGAUGAAGCAAUAGAUAAGAAGAGUAGGAAACUUCUAUCAGCGAGGGACUACAAGGAGAUCACUGAACUUAAAGAAGAGCUACGGGAAGAGAAACGCAAGCGUGCUGAAGUACGAAGAAGAAUGGAACUCGCAAGGUUCUCAGCUCUAAAACCGCUCUUAAAAGGGAUGGAAGAGGGGAACUUACCAUUUAUUUGUUUGGAGUUCAAGGAUUCUGAAGAGAGGCAGCAGUCAGUCCCUGCUAUUUACUUGGGACAUAUUGAUUCAUUUCAGGGUUCCAAACUUCAGAAGAUGAUGUCUUUGGAUGAGUCGUUUGCAUUAAACGUAAUCGAGGAUGAGCCGGCGGCUGAUGAACCUGGAAAGCCUAAUGUUAAACCGUCUUACUAUGUGGCCCUUGGCUCUGAUAACUCAUGGUAUCUCUUUACUGAGAAGUGGGUUAGGACUGUCUACAGAACUGGUUUUCCUAACAUUUCUCUAGCGCUUGGAGAUGCUUUGCCUCGAGAAAUCAUGAAAACUCUCCUGGAUAAAGCAGAUAUGCAGUGGGAUAAACUAGCUGAAUCUGAACUUGGAAGUUUGUGGAGAUUGGAAGGAUCUCUAGAGACAUGGUCCUGGAGUUUAAACGUACCUGUCCUAAGCAGCCUUUCUGACGAAGAUGAGGUGUUACAUAUGUCCGAAGAGUAUGAUAACGCGACGGAACAAUACAAGGAACAAAGGAGAAAAGUGUUUCGUUUGAAGAAGAAGAUGUCCCGGUCAGCAGGGUUCAGAGAAUAUAAGAAAAUUCUAGAGAAUGCUAACUUGACGGUUGAGAAGAUGAAACGGCUCAAGGCAAGAUCGAGACGUCUUAUAAACCGUUUGGAGCAGAUCGAACCGUCUGGUUGGAAAGAUUUCAUGCGCAUAAGCAACGUGAUUCACGAAAGCAGAGCAUUGGACAUUAACACACACUUGAUAUUUCCUCUGGGAGAAACCGCUGCUGCAAUUCGAGGAGAAAACGAGCUUUGGCUUGCAAUGGUGCUGCGGAACAAAGCCCUGGUGGAUCUCAAGCCUCCUGAACUAGCUGGUGUAUGUGCAAGUUUAGUUUCGGAAGGCAUAAAAGUUCGACCUUGGAGAGACAACAACUAUAUAUACGAGCCAUCUGAUACCGUAGUAGACAUGGUUAAUUUCUUAGAAGACCAAAGAAUCUCUCUUAUAAAGCUUCAAGAGAAGCACGAGGUUAUGAUUCCAUGUUGUUUGGACGUUCAGUUCUCUGGUAUGGUUGAAGCUUGGGCUUCUGGAUUAAGUUGGAAAGAAAUGAUGAUGGAAUGUGCAAUGGACGAAGGCGAUCUUGCUCGUCUGUUACGACGCACAAUUGAUCUCUUAGCUCAGAUUCCUAAGUUGCCUGAUAUUGACCCGGUCCUGCAACGUAGUGCAGCAGCUGCAGCAGAUAUCAUGGACCGUCCACCAAUCAGUGAGCUUGCCGGUUAAAGAAACUACACAUUAGCUCUGUCUUUAGUGACAACCCAAAGGCAAAAAAACAUUAGAGCCUGGAAUGUGCAAGACGUGCAUAUGUAAGAAUUUGGGAUACAAGAAAAAAAUUUCAUUAAGGAUUGAUGUUGGAAAGAAUAGGAGAACAAAAAAAUA
Molecule: messenger RNA, 3742 nt
Organism: Arabidopsis lyrata subsp. lyrata
Lineage: Eukaryota; Viridiplantae; Streptophyta; Magnoliopsida; Brassicales; Brassicaceae
Product: DExH-box ATP-dependent RNA helicase DExH15 chloroplastic
Exons: 7
Coding region: 50-3586 (1178 amino acids)
Biological process (GO): nuclear-transcribed mRNA catabolic process, 3'-5' exonucleolytic nonsense-mediated decay
Cellular component (GO): Ski complex
Molecular function (GO): RNA helicase activity; ATP binding; nucleic acid binding
Source: RefSeq, a predicted model, not a curated record